Lycium barbarum (goji berry) is the source of this 780-nucleotide messenger RNA. RefSeq lists its product as uncharacterized. NCBI's taxonomy places the organism in Eukaryota, Viridiplantae, Streptophyta, Magnoliopsida, Solanales, Solanaceae. The transcript has 2 exons. The record is from RefSeq and is a predicted model, not a curated record. The coding region runs from base 1 to 780 and encodes 259 amino acids.
AUGAAACAUGCAGCCCACGAGGCCAAUAUCAAGGCAAGUGAUGGAUUAUCACCAAGUAAAUCAAGGGAACUAUAUGCAGAAGUUAGAACUUUGAAGGAAAUUCUUACUAACAAACAAGAAGAAUUAAAGAAAAAAGAUAGUAAUAUCAAGUCUUUGAAGUUGGAGCUCGAAAAAGCGAAAAAAUGUGAGCUCAAGUUACUAGAAAAAGAUGCUAGUUUAGGUAAAGUGAAAGAGGAAUUUAGUCACGUAAAAGCAUUCAAGAUUCGUGUGACGGAUUGGUUAUCUGAUUUUAGAAGAAGCGUUCAAGAAUUAGAAGAUGAAUUAGAGAACAGGAUGUUAUCAGAGUCCAGAAUAUUUGAUGCUUGGUUGUCAAAGACUAAGCAGUUUCUUAAUCAUUCUUGCAGUGGGGAGAUUUCCAAUUCGAUAGAGAAGGAAAUAAAAAACCUCAAAUCUGAACUCGAAUUGGCAAAAGAGAAUGAGAAGAUUGCAUCAUCAAAGGCGAAGGCUUUGAAUGAUAAAAUGAAGUUGGCAAAUGAGGCCGAAGAAAAUAGCAGAAAGGAGGUUGCAACCAUGAAAGAAAUGAUCAAAAGCAUUAUGGCAAGAAAUAAAAUGUUCUUGGAUGAAGCGAAAAAAAAAAAAUUAUAUAGGAACACAACAGAGAGAUUGAAAUUACAGGCAGAGGAGUCACUAUUGGCUUGGAAUGAGAGAGAACUGAGCUUCAUCGCGUGUAUAAAAGAACUUCAAGAAGAACGAGAUCUUGCUCUACACGAGGUUACUUAG